UAAUUUUGUUGUUUAUAUGUUUAUAUAAGAAAUCUUGACUAAAAAUAAUAAAAAGCAACAUUUAUAUAAUUUCUUUUUCUGAUUUUACUGGCAAAAGUGAAGACUCUUGUCUUCCUGUUAUGUUUCGUAUUUCCAAGAAUGGCCUUUACAAUAUGACAACAAAAGGAAAGUAAUUAUUUAAUGUUGCCGGUUUGAGUGAAGCGCUUUUAAAGAUGAAGUUGGUUAGAUUUCUUAUGAAACUAAGUCACGAAACGGUGACAAUCGAAUUAAAAAAUGGAACUCAAAUUCAUGGCACAAUCACAGGAGUAGAUGUAGCGAUGAACACUCAUUUAAAGUCGGUUAAAAUGACCAUUAAAAAUAGGGACCCUGUUCAAUUGGAGUCCCUAAGUAUUCGUGGUAAUAAUAUACGAUACUUCAUACUGCCAGACAGCUUACCGUUAGAAACACUGCUCAUUGAUGAUACACCAAAAUCGAAAACAAAGAAAAAAGAUAGCAGUCGUGGUGGUAAUCGCGGCAGAGGACGUGGAGCACGCGGUCGGGGUGGUCCUCGAGGUCGUGGGCGUGGACGGGCAACUGGUAGACGUUAAGAUUUUAAAAUACUUUACUGAAAUUAAAUAAAACUUAAAGGAUAGAACCAGGAAAUUUAAUUUUUUUUUAUUAACUUACAUUAUAAUUAUUCAAUGUAUAAAACUAUCGAUCUUGAAUACGAAUUUUUUUAAUACCAAGCAUAAAAUAGUCUGUACAUAGUGAAUACUAUUAAUAUAUUAAAGAUUAUGAUGGCAAUUAUGCCUAUCUGUUUA
Messenger RNA from Bactrocera oleae (olive fruit fly), 800 nucleotides. It is a transcript of the gene SmD1, whose product is annotated as small ribonucleoprotein particle protein SmD1. The record is from RefSeq and is a predicted model, not a curated record. NCBI's taxonomy places the organism in Eukaryota, Metazoa, Arthropoda, Insecta, Diptera, Tephritidae. Gene Ontology annotation, biological process: spliceosomal snRNP assembly; RNA processing. Gene Ontology annotation, molecular function: RNA binding. Gene Ontology annotation, cellular component: commitment complex; U4 snRNP; U5 snRNP.